AUGCCGGCCGCAGUUGACACCGCAAAAACUAUUUCGAAGAAGCGCAAGAGAAAGCACGGUGGAAGCGCUCGCGAAGCGACCGAUAACGGAGAUGUUCCCUCUCCUGCACCCGAGACCAAGACCGAGGUCGCGACCAAGUCGACCAAGGACAAGGACAUCAAGCUUGCUAAGAAGAUCGUGAAGGAGGAGGCGCAAAAGAAGCGGAAAGUGAACCAUUCUUCUGGUGACGAAGACAGCGGGAGUGAAGAAGAGCAAGAGGAGGAGAUGGAGGAGGCUACUGCUGAGGAGAAGGAUGAGGAGGAGGAAAAGGAGUCUGGGGAUGAUAAUGUGCCCGAUCUUCCUUCUGUCGAUGCUGUUAGCCUGCCACAGCCUGAUGGGGGCCCCAAAAAGUUCACUGAGUUGAACCUGUCGGAGAAGACACUCCAGGGUAUUAAAGAGAUGGGAUUCGAGACGAUGACAGAGAUCCAACAGCGGACGAUUCCUCCGCUCCUUGCCGGUCGUGAUGUUCUUGGUGCUGCGAAGACGGGCUCCGGAAAGACACUUGCGUUUUUGAUCCCUGCCAUCGAGAUGCUCAGUGCGCUGCGAUUCAAGCCUAGGAACGGUACCGGUGUUCUUGUCGUUUCCCCGACGCGCGAGCUGGCGCUGCAGAUUUUUGGUGUGGCGAGGGAACUCCUCACGGCGCACAGCCAGACAUAUGGUAUUGUUAUCGGUGGCGCGAACCGACGAGCAGAGGCGGAGAAGCUUACAAAGGGUGUCAACCUGCUCAUUGCGACACCCGGUCGUUUGCUCGAUCACCUGCAAAACACCCCCGGCUUUGUGUUCAAGAAUUUGAAGACCCUGGUCAUCGACGAAGCGGACCGAAUCCUGGAAGUCGGUUUCGAAGAUGAAAUGCGCCAGAUCAUCAAGAUCCUGCCCAACGAGGACAGACAGACCAUGCUGUUUUCCGCCACCCAGACCACGAAAGUCGAGGAUUUGGCGCGGAUAUCGCUCCGACCGGGACCCCUGUACAUCAACGUCGACCACAGGAAGGAGCACAGCACAGUGGCGGGAUUAGAACAGGGAUACGUUAUCUGCGAGGCUGACAAGCGGUUUUUGCUACUCUUCUCCUUCCUCAAGCGCAACCUCAAGAAGAAGAUCAUUGUCUUCUUCUCCAGCUGCAACUGCGUGAAAUACCACGCCGAACUUCUCAACUACAUCGACCUUCCAGUCCUGGAUUUGCACGGAAAGCAGAAACAGCAAAAGCGAACCAACACUUUCUUCGAGUUUUGCAAUGCUAAACAAGGAGUCUUGAUCUGCACAGAUGUUGCCGCGCGAGGUCUCGAUAUUCCCGCUGUGGACUGGAUCAUCCAGUUUGAUCCCCCAGAUGACACGCGUGACUACAUUCACCGUGUCGGACGUACCGCCCGUGGAGCCAACGGCAAGGGCCGUAGUUUGAUGUUCCUGCAGCCGUCCGAAGUUGGGUUCCUGAAGUACCUCAAGGAAGCUCGAGUACCUGUCGUAGAGUUCGACUUCCCCGCCAAGAAGAUCGUCAACGUCCAGUCCCAGCUCGAGAAGCUGAUCAGCCAAAACUACUAUCUCAACAAGUCUGCCAAAGAAGGCUACCGCUCCUACCUCCAGGCCUACGCCUCCCACUCACUGCGUUCUGUCUUCGACGUCCACAAGCUCGAUCUCGUCAAGGUGGCAAAGGGCUUUGGUUUCCAAGCGCCACCACGUAUUGACAUCCAGCUUGGGUCUAGUCUGAGCCGGGACAAAAAGCAGCAGCAGCAGGGACGACGCAGCUACGGUAGUCAGCCAAAGGGGGGGCUGAAGUUUAAGAGGAAGCACGAGGAUGAUUAA
Aspergillus mulundensis is the source of this 1836-nucleotide messenger RNA. It is a transcript of the gene has1, whose product is annotated as ATP-dependent RNA helicase HAS1. Gene Ontology annotation, cellular component: nucleolus. The record is from RefSeq and is a predicted model, not a curated record. Gene Ontology annotation, biological process: maturation of LSU-rRNA from tricistronic rRNA transcript (SSU-rRNA, 5.8S rRNA, LSU-rRNA). Gene Ontology annotation, molecular function: ATP binding; nucleic acid binding; RNA helicase activity. Bases 1 to 1836 code for a protein of 611 amino acids. The transcript has 4 exons. Lineage: Eukaryota; Fungi; Ascomycota; Eurotiomycetes; Eurotiales; Aspergillaceae.